Molecule: messenger RNA, 822 nt
Organism: Trypanosoma cruzi
Lineage: Eukaryota; Euglenozoa; Kinetoplastea; Trypanosomatida; Trypanosomatidae
Exons: 1
Coding region: 1-822 (273 amino acids)
Source: RefSeq, a predicted model, not a curated record
AUGGCCGCCGCCACGCAAGCGAAAAAAACUGACCGUACGGGUGUAGGGGCGAAGGAAACUUGUGCGGCGUCGCAACGCCUUGCGGCUUUAUGGGAUGGUCUGCCGGUGUUUGUGUCUCCUCUUUCCAUUAAAAGGAGCACACCAGCCGUGGCGGGCAUCCUCCGAUCAGCCCGGCGGGCUUACGCUGAGGCCGUAGGGUCGCAAUUUGGAAUAAGCAACAACAGUUCAUGUGACCGCGUUCCAUCACUUGGAGGAGGGCAGAGCCUUCUGAUAGACGGUGCGGUAGCCGUGUUGAGGCAGAGUGAACCGGCAGGUUUGGCGGAAUGUUUAGACGCCACGAAAGACAACAGUGUGCGGCACGACAACGGUUUUUGGGAGGCGGCAGGCGAAAAUGGAACCGAUGGAUUAAAGGAUAGAGAGCGAGGGGCACCAUCGCAGUGUGAAUUGAUUGCGCUAGAGGAAGUGCAGGCAGACAGACUCGACAAUUUUUCCCCUCGCGGUACGCUCCCAUGCAGCGAGACGGUUGCUACGGCAGUCACAGCAGCUGUCAGUGCAGAAACAGAAUUAGAAACAUCACAUGGAAGUGAGGGUGCUGCAGGAGAGGCGAUGACAACAAAGGUAACAGGGGCGGUGGAAAUAACAAAAACUUUUAUGCAGACUUUGGGCCCGGAAGAAGAGCAGAAUCGCACAGCUGCCGGGAAUUUUGUUGGCUGCGGUGAAAAAAUCGCGACUGCUGCUGCUGACCGCAAGGAAACCGACGGUGUUUCUCCGAAUACUGACGAGUUGUCUAAAAAAGCGCCGGCGUACUUUGAGGAGUGGUGA